This is a messenger RNA of Ictalurus furcatus (blue catfish), 2010 nucleotides long. It is a transcript of the gene ccna1, whose product is annotated as cyclin A1. The record is from RefSeq and is a predicted model, not a curated record. NCBI's taxonomy places the organism in Eukaryota, Metazoa, Chordata, Actinopteri, Siluriformes, Ictaluridae. The transcript is spliced from 6 exons. Gene Ontology annotation, molecular function: cyclin-dependent protein serine/threonine kinase regulator activity. Gene Ontology annotation, cellular component: nucleus; cyclin A2-CDK2 complex; cytoplasm. Gene Ontology annotation, biological process: mitotic cell cycle phase transition; regulation of cyclin-dependent protein serine/threonine kinase activity. The coding region runs from base 339 to 1166 and encodes 275 amino acids.
UCCUUAUUAAUUCAAGGAGCCUUAAAUAUGUCCCAUUCCUCUUAAGGGUGUUCUAGCUAAACCUGGCUCAGCACUGUAUGUAUCUGGCCAUGGACAUGAUGCCCUGUCUUAUCUAUCUGCUUCUGCCUCCGUCCGAGUGGUUGAGCCAGCUGAGGUGCCAGCUGCUAAAAUAACUGGAGCGCAGUUGGCUGUUUCUCUUCAUCCAUCAGACCUUCAGAUUUUGACUGCUGUUAAUGACUUUACCUCAGGUUGGUUAUGGUUGCUCUACAGCAUGAGGCUGGUUCAGAUUAGAAUUGAAUUUCAACUUUGUCUAUGCAGGAUCAAGUUUGGAUGCUUCUAUGCAGUCCCUGCCAGAGGAAGAACCACUCAUUUCUGAGGACAACUGGCCUGUUGCUGAGUAUGCAGAUGACAUUCAUAAACACCUGCGAGAAAGUGAAUUGAGAUAUAGGUCAAAGCCUGGUUAUAUGAGCAAGCAGCCAGACAUCACCAACUGUAUGAGGGUCAUCCUUGUUGACUGGUUGGUUGAAGUUGCUGAGGAAUACAGGCUAUGCUCUGAGACCAUCUAUCUGGCAGUGAAUUACUUGGACCGCUUUCUCUCCUGCAUGUCUGUUCUCAGAGCAAAACUGCAACUUGUGGGGACUGCUGCAAUCCUACUGGCUGCGAAAUAUGAAGAGAUCUAUCCUCCAGAGGUGGAUGAAUUUGUCUACAUCACUGAUGACACCUACACCAAGAAGCAGCUCCUGCGUAUGGAGCACCUUAUGCUCAAAGUGCUGUCCUUUGACAUGACUGCACCAACAAGUCACCAGUUUUUGAUUCAGUACCUUUUGGCAGGAGCUGUCUGUGUUAAAACUGCAAAUCUUGCUUUGUAUGUUUCAGAACUGAGCUUGCUUGAAGUGGACCCCUUUCUCAAGUAUCUUCCAUCCAUGAUUGCUGCUGCAGCUUAUUGUUUGGCAAACUACACUAUCAACAGAACCCUAUGGCCUGAUUCUCUGUAUGCCUUUACUGGCUACAUUCUGGAAGAGAUUGCACCAUGUCUAAUUCAGCUCCAUCGGCUUCACUUGGCUGCAAGUAGUCUGCCCCAGCAGGCGAUCUGUGAAAAGUAUAAGAGUGCAAAGUACUGCAGUGUAUCCCUGAUUAAACCAGUGGAGACUUUGCCACUGUACUGAUGUCCAGUCAAUCCAAGAAGACCAAUAAACUGCAGCGCUUACUCCUCCAUAUGUAAAUACUGCAUGAACCGUCAAGAUUUUUAAACCUACUUGAUUUUUUUUUUUUUUUUUUUAAAAAGUUUUUCUUAAAUGUGAUUUUUAUCAUAGUGAGCAAUAAAAUGUUGCAACUUGUUACCUUUAGUUAAGGUGUAUAAUUGGACAUGGGCCUGGAUUCCUCUGUACAGACAUUGGGUACAGCCUGUUUAUCUAUUACCACCCCCAGGACUGGUCAUGCAGACUCAAUCAUGGACUCUCAGACUACCUUUUCUCUUGUUUUUAAAUAAAUGGAACAAGUUGCCAUACCUGUAGGGUUUUUUUUUUUUUUUUUUUUUUUUUUUAAUUUGUUUCUAAAAGCCUCUAAACUUUACUUCCCCCCCCCCCCCCCUUCAAAACCUAAAGGAUUCUAGUUUUGUAAAUGACUAUGAAUUACGGAGGGUAAAAUAAAAGCAAUGAAUGCUAUUUGUUAAAAUCUAGAGUCUGUCUACAACAGGGGUUCCUUUUUGCUUUACCAGUAUACUUUUAGUUUGCAUAAUUUUAGAAUGUGUGGCCAGCAAAUUCGCUAUAGCUAGCUGAUGUUACCAGGUGGUUAUCACAAGCUAUAAUUACUGGUGUAUUAAUGGAAUUAUUUACCUACUAUUUUCCCCAACUUUAACAAUGCUUGUUGAGCUUUGACACCGUACACUUUAAGUUGGUGUAGCUUAAUGAUCAAUUGUUUAAAACUGCCUAGAUUUGUUAAACUGAAACUAGCAGUUAUCUGCUAGAUCACUUCCUCAGUCCUAUUAACAUCUAUAUUUGUAAAAGUGAU